UCCGAUGGUGGCGGCGUGGCUAACGUGUCUUGCAGCUUCUGGCUCAGCUCUUCUCGCAUCCCCGCUACUACGCGGUGCUGUCGUGCAGACACGCCACUCUCGCAGCGUGAAAAUGCAGUCCGACCCGUUCGCGACACGGGACGCCGGCACAGGCUUUGACGACGAGGGCGGAAUGGUCAGGGGCAUUGCAGAGGGCGGCUUGACGCUCGAGCAGGUGACGGCGGCAGCGGGCCAGGCGGGACCGUCGCUUCCGGUGGAGAAGGCGGCCAAGCUCGUGCUCAAGGACCCCGAGUGGAACCUCGACAAGAUGGAAAUGUCAGCUACCGACAAGGACUUCGAGAUUGCGUGCAACUCAAUGGACGACGCUGAGAUCGUUAUAGAUGUCCCCCCGAUGAUGAACACGUUCGAGGACUACUUCUUCGGCCUCACCGCCGACUCGCACUCAUCCUUCUCAAUCUCGACCGACGAGUCGUCGCCGCUCGAGGGCCGCAUGCAACGCCGAGGCGGCGAGCCGACGGUCGUCAAGAUCAAGUGCGAGCCAAACGGCGCCUCUGGCACGUUUGAUGCUCACCUGUGCUUCAUCCUCGAGAACGAGCCCGGCUUCUCAAAGUUCUACAAGAUAUCCUGCACCUCCAGCUGAGUCCUGAGAGAGGCUUUUUUGCUUUACGAGGGCGCCCGGCCCUCGGCGCUCCUCUCGCGCGGCACGCGCGUGCACCGACUGACUCUCACUCACCUGUCGCCAGUCACGGCGCGCUCUCAUGGCCGCGCAGCUUUCUG
Molecule: messenger RNA, 777 nt
Organism: Emiliania huxleyi CCMP1516
Lineage: Eukaryota; Haptophyta; Isochrysidales; Noelaerhabdaceae
Exons: 1
Coding region: 5-640 (211 amino acids)
Source: RefSeq, a predicted model, not a curated record